AUGAAAAUCCUGUGGACCUUUGCCACCGUGCAUGGUGCAAGAGCCCCUAAGGACCUGACGGAGCCUACACCGCUUGAUGGCGGUAAAAGCUACAAGUCCUCUGUACCCGACCCGACUAUCGAUCGUCUUCCCAUCGAAAUUCGUCUGGUAAGGAUUCAUAUUAAAAGGGCAAACCCAAGCAGGAUCAGAAGACUUUCAAGCCUUCAACCGGCAAGGGCGGACCUUCCCAAGGUCAGCCCUAGGGACCCGCCCUUUCUACCGCCACCACCUCUGAUGCUGGAGAUACCAGUCGCGCCUCAACUGAACAUCUCUCUCUUGUCCAAACACAUACCAAGUCGUCUGAACGCCCUGGAGAACGUGAACCCAUGGUACAUGGACCUUUCGGAGAUGCCUAUGGACAACAGCCACCAACAGACGAUGACGUGGCAGCAGAACCAGUACAUGGCUGACUCUGGUAUUCAGUCAGGGGCUACAACUCAGGCAUGGCCCCUGAGCGAGAAGAGCCACGUGGAUGACCUUGAUGAGCCAGACCAGAACAAGGACAACGGGCGCAUGAUGUUCAACUGGAACCACCAGGGCAUGGGGUCAGACAUGUAUCAGCACCUGAACCAGACUUGCUCUCACCGUGUCUGGGAGGCGAUAUUCCCGGAAACUCUCAAGGAGGGUCUCCAGAUCCCAAGCACCGAGAUCCACCCAGAUCAGCCAACUGCCGUGCAGAGCCUUGCAGAGCCCUCACUGAUGCUUAAACACGCCGUCGUGAACCUGAUUAACUACCAGGACGACGCGGAUCUCGCCACAAAAGCGAUUCCCGAGCUGACCAAGUUUCUUUGCGAUGAUGAUCAAGUCGUAGUCAGCCAGGCGGCCAUGAUGGUUCAUCAGCUCUCCAAAAAGGAGGCAAGCCGCGCGGCGAUCAUGAAUUCGCCACAGAUGGUGGCGGCGCUUGUGCCACACAUGAGCCACACAAACGAUUCUGAGACCACGCGCUGCGCGCUGGGUACCCUUCACAACCUGUCCCACCACAGACAGGGGCUCUUGGCCAUAUUCAAGUCUGGGGGAAUCCCAGCUUUAGUCAAGCUGCUGAGCUCGUCAGUGGAUUCUAUAUUGUUCUAUGCCAUCAUCACGCUCCACAACCUCCUCUUGCACCAAGAGGGCUCAAAAAUGGCGGUACGGCUGGCGGAGGGGGGCCUACAGAAGAUGGUGGCCCUGCUGCAGAAGAACAACGUGAAGUUCCUCGCCAUCACCACCGACUGCCUGCAGAUUCUUGCCUUCGGCAAUCAGGAAAGCAAGCUGAUCAUCCUGGCUAGCGGUGGCCCAAGGGAGCUUGUACGACUGAUGCGCUCGUACACAUACGAGACGUUGCUAUGGACAACAUCUCGUGUCCUCAAGGUGCUCUCUGUGUGCCCUAGCAACAAGCCAGCUGUUGUUGAGGCUGGUGGGGUGCUGGCCCUGGCCAACCAUCUGGGUCAUGAAAGCCAGCGCCUUGUGCAGAACUGUCUCUGGACACUGAGAAACUUGUCUGAUGCUGCCACCAAAUGUGACAGCAUUGAUAACCUGCUUAAGAUGCUGGUGCAGCUCCUUUCGUCAAACGACAUCAACGUGGUGACCUGCGCCGCGGGCAUCCUCUCCAACAUCACCUGCAACAACAUGCGCAACAAGAUGAUCCUGUGCCAGGUGGGAGGUAUCGAGGCCCUUGUGCGCACCACCCUGCAGGCUGGGGACCGGGAGGACAUCACUGAACCUGCUGUACGUGCAUUACGUCACCUGACAUCACGCCACCACGACUCGGAGAUGGCCCAGAACGCAGUGCGACUCCACUUUGGCCUGCCUGUGCUCGUGAAACUUCUCCACCCACCCAGCAGGUGGCCACUCAUCAAGGCGGUUGUGGGUCUGAUCCGUAACCUCGCGCUGUGCACGGCCAACCACGGCCCCAUGAGGGAACACGGCGCGCUGCCCAGGAUCGUUAAGCUUAUGAUCAGGGCGCACCAGGAGACACAGAUGCGUGCCUCUAUCAGUGCCAAUGACCAGGGUUCAGGCUGCGUGGACAAUGUCCGCAUGGAUGAGAUUGUAGAGGGAACCGUCGGCGCCCUGCACAUCCUCGCGCGGGAGGCACACAACCGCGCAGUCAUCAGGGGCCAAAACUGCAUACCCCUCUUUGUAAAGCUGCUGUGCUCGCCUGUUGAGAACAUCCAGCGUGUUGCAGCAGGCGUUCUGAGUGAGCUGGCGGCGGACAAGGAGGGCGCCGUGCUGAUAGAGCGAGAGGGCGCCACCGCACCGCUCACUGAACUGCUCCACUCGAGGAAUGAGGGAGUUGCCACAUACGCUGCUGCUGUGUUGUUCAGCACGUCUAAUAACAAGCCCCAGGACUACAAGAAGCGUCUCUCUGUGGAGCUCACCAGCUCAAUCUGCCGAGGGGAUCAGAACAUGCCUUGGGCUGAGCUGCCCGGUUUCGAUGACGUUGGUCUUGGCCAGAACGAGUUCUGCCGACCCAGUGAGCAGCAGAUAUACCAGGGGUCACAUGGGGUCUCCCAGCAUGACAUGAGCAGGGCAGGUUUUGAUGACCAGCUGCCAAUCAAGUCCAUGCAGCGCCUUGACCUUGGUAGCAAGGGUAACCAGUACAUGGACGACAUUAACAUCGGCCCCAGCGGUGACCUCAGCUUCCCUAGCAUGGGCGCUGGGACCCACGGCAUGCCCAUCCCCAGCAGGGGGAGACAACUAUGGGGCCAUGACAGGACAGCAGUGGUUCGAUACGGAUCUGUAGACAAUCCCGGGCCAAUGCCCUUAUAUGGAAAGCCCCAUCAAACUCCCACGGGGUUCUUUGUAAAUGGGCGGGGUAGCCCCGUCAAACUCCGAUUGGAGUUCAUUGAAAAUGGGAGUUUUACGGGGUCCCCCGUCAAACCUCCUACGGGGGACCCAUCAAACCUCCAAUGGGAGUUUAAUGGAAAUUGGAGUUUGGCGGGGCCCCCGUAA
This is a messenger RNA of Dreissena polymorpha, 2967 nucleotides long. RefSeq names its product catenin beta-like. Lineage: Eukaryota; Metazoa; Mollusca; Bivalvia; Myida; Dreissenidae. The record is from RefSeq and is a predicted model, not a curated record. Gene Ontology annotation, cellular component: adherens junction; catenin complex. Gene Ontology annotation, molecular function: protein phosphatase binding; transcription coactivator activity; alpha-catenin binding. Gene Ontology annotation, biological process: cell adhesion; positive regulation of transcription by RNA polymerase II.